Cucumis melo (muskmelon) is the source of this 1602-nucleotide messenger RNA. RefSeq lists its product as uncharacterized. The transcript is spliced from 5 exons. The coding region runs from base 67 to 1527 and encodes 486 amino acids. Lineage: Eukaryota; Viridiplantae; Streptophyta; Magnoliopsida; Cucurbitales; Cucurbitaceae. The record is from RefSeq and is a predicted model, not a curated record.
AUCGGUGUUGCUCUGCUUUCCGGUCCCAAAUUCAAAGACCAGAACAGUACGGCAUAGAACCGAACAAUGCAAUUGCCCUCUCUUUGUUUCCCUCCUACCAAACUUCACAUCUCCCAUCACUUUGUAGGACUUCACUUCACUUCCAUUUCCACGAAAUCCUUCUUUCCCUCUUCUCCCUUCCUCUCCAAUUUCCGUCUCAUUCCAAUACAGUCCCAAAGCAAACCCCACAACCGCAAUUCAAGUCCUAAACCUAAACAUGGAACUAUCAGACUCAAGGGUAACAAGGAAAAUGUAUGGAGCCUGGAUAACGAGCUCGCCAAGCCCCAAAAACAGAGAGAUAGAGCAACCAGGAAGAACCCCAAAGGUAGAAGGGUCAUUAAGAGCAGGAGAAAUAAAGGUGGCACAAUUCUGGUUUCUGGUGCUAUGCUAAUGGAGGUCGAAACCGUUCUUCAAACUCAGGAACCUGUAAUUAAGCCAAAUUGGAAUACAUUUGUUAGCAGUGUAAGUGGAAUAUGGAAAGGGGUGGGCGCCGUAUUCUCUCCUAUCACUGCAGAAAUGGAGCCAAUUGAAAUUGGAAGCAACAAUGAAAACCUAUAUGAUUGCUAUACUCUUUCUUGUGUUGAUAACGAGCGGUUUUUAUCUGGAGAGCAGACAAAUCAAAUUAAAAGGAGAGUAAAUUGGGUAACCUUAAAUCCUUAUGGCGAAACACCCCUAAACCCUGGAGAUGCUUCCUCAACCUCUGAAACAAUGGUAGGCAGAAGCCCGAAAAGUUACCGUUUGCCAAGUUUCGAGUCUUUUAAUUUUGAUAAAAGUGACGUGCUGGAAGAAGAUGUUAUGGGAAAUGAGCCCGGCCUUGUCUUCUUUGAGGAUGGAUCCUAUUCUCGCGGUCCUGUUAACAUUCCUGUGGGAGAUGUCGAUGAUACCAAUUAUUACAUAAAUCCAACUUUCAAGUUCGAACAGUGUUUAGUAAAAGGCUGCCAUAAAAGGCUCCGGAUCGUUCAUACCAUUGAAUUUAGUGGUGGCGGGUCAGACAUACAAAUACUAAGGGUUGCUGUGUAUGAAGAACAGUGGGUCAGUCCCGCAAAUAUGUCUGACAUAAGUGACGUGGAGUUUGAUUUGAAACCAUUUUCUCAACGGAAGCGAACUGAUCCAUCAGAACUGAGUGGGUCGUGGAAGGUGUUUGAAGUAAGCGGAACUCCAAUUUUUGGUGAAGAGAGCAAUGCAGGUUCUUAUGUGUAUCUGUGCACAGAAACGUUAAAGAAAAGGAGGUUACCAGAAAACCCAGUUUACUUCGGGGAGGAAGAAGUGAUGGACAUGCAGGAUGUUACCAUGCUGUGGCUUCCAGGUGGUGUCACUGCUUAUGUUGAUGUCAAAAAUGAUGGCAUUCUCUGUAUUGGAGUCGGUUGGUACUCCGACGAAGGUAUCAACCUUGUUAUGGAAAGGGACUAUGGAUCCGAUGGGAACCUCAAGGAAGUAAGGUGGAAAUCUGAAUUAAAGAGAAGAUGGCCUGACCCAAUACCCGUUUGAAUAUUUUACCUUUGAACAAUUCAGGUGUAUGUAAAUAACACAGUAUACUAACUAAAUCCAUCUUAUUUCCAUCAA